This is a messenger RNA of Prorocentrum cordatum, 3254 nucleotides long. Lineage: Eukaryota; Dinophyceae; Prorocentrales; Prorocentraceae. The record is from the annotation of a GenBank genome assembly.
AUGUCCCACGACAGCUCGUCGGACGAAGACUUUUGUGCCAAGUCUUCGAGUGGCCCCUGUGGCGAUGAGGAUUUGUUGGCGGAUGUCGAGCUCGCCCCCCGCGCUGCCGAGCCAUUGAGCGACGAGGAAUUCUUCGCCUGCAACAGCGACGACGAGCCGCUCGUCGUCGCGGGCGGGCCUCGGCAGGCAGCGGCCGAGAGCGACGGGCCGAGUCUGGACAGCGUGCUCGUGCUGACCGCGGCGGCCGCCUACACACCCCCACCCGUGGUGAAGCGCGGCCGCCAUAGCCAUAUCUUGUCGAAGGCUGGUCAGGAGCCCGCUCGACGCUUGCAGCCGCUGCCAUCGGAAAUGUUGGUUUCUGGAGUGCCGCGUGUGGCAGCGUUCUUGCUAGGCACUGCGGUGCACAGGUCGACGGCGUUGGCCACUGCGGAGAAGCUUCGCCGUGAGUGCGGCGUGGCUGCAGCAUCGUGGCACGAGACCUGCGACGCCAUCAGCCGCGCGACUUUCAGGGCACUGCGCGGCACGUUCGAGCGCUUCGCCAGAACGGAGUCCACCAACGCGGCGCUGGCCCACCUCGAGCGCAGCGUCGAUCUGGAGUUGGAACGCACGUUUCUCAGGGGCGUGGAUUUCGUCAUGACCGAUGAGGCUGGCAGCAAUAUUCGGUAUGAGAAUGCUCGCCAAGCUGCUUCCUCGCGCCCGUCGGCCCUUCUUCACAUGUUCUGCGGCACUCACAAGAAGGCGAAGGCUGCGAGCUUGGGGCGCGCGGUCCAGAAGCCGGCCGACACGAUGAUCAUCCGCAUGCACCUUGUCAGGAGGGCCAACAUGCCUCGGGCAAUGAAAGCGAUGAGAGACGUCCUUGCCGAGCAACUCGUCAUCAUCCAGGGCGGCCCGAUGGGGGGCGCCGACGUUUCGUACGCCCAGCGCGUGUAUGACGCGUUCCUCCCAGUUCGGCCAUCCAGCGAUAGGUUUCGGCGACGAUUGGUGCAGGGCUUAUGGAAUGGCAACUUGCGGUGUUCAGGCAGGAUCGAGCACAUGCGCACGGGGCGCUGCAAGUCCAGGGGGCAGACGCUGUACUUGAUGCAGACAUGUGGCCUGCGCGCUUUGACGAAGCACAUGGGCCAUGUCAUGGACAGGCAGAAUUGGACAGCUGGAGCUGGCGAUGGGCAGGGCGGCGACCUCGGCAUGGUCAACGGCGACGGCGACGCGGAGAAGGUCAUCAGACCUUGCGACGAGAUGAUUCUGAAGGAGCUGGAGCGGAGUGGCGUCGAAUGGGGGCUGAAACAGCAACAGGAGCUCCUCGAGCAGGGGCAGCGCACGUAUCCUCUCUGGGAGGCGGCCGAUUGCAAGGAUGUCAAGCGCGUUCGGCAGCGGUUCGGCGAGCUUGUAUUCAAUGACAGGUGGCAGUUACUUUCCAGUCCCGCGGAGGUCCAGCAGCUCCAGUUGUUCACGUUGCGCCCCCGCAUUUCGGCGAGCGCAUGCGAGCUGGUGGAAGUCAGACACAGCAAGACUCCGUGCAUCAUGCACGGCAGCCUGCGCAACCCGCAGGACCUCCGUGACCUGGGGCGCGCGCCCAGGUGCACCCUCGACUCGUACACGGAGGAUUUCAUGAACUACUACAGCGAGCGAGGCGGCGCCGACGGCGGCAUGGCGAGGUCCGAGCUUGCCGGCGCGCUGCCCCUGACGCAGACGAACUCCGCCGCGGCCGAGCGCUCGCGCAGCGAGAACCUUAUGCGGGGCAAGUCGCAGCAUUUUGCAUGGGGGAUUGGCGCGAUGUCUCUGUCGGGCUUCUUCUUGUUCCGCCGGGCGUGGAAAUGGCAGCGGUCUGUGUUUCGGCGCUGGGGCGACUGCGCGAGCGGCGGGGCCAGGCGGGGGCGGUCUCUGCAGUCCCAGCGCUCCCGACGACCACAGCAUAAGAAUGCAUGGGUGCGGCGAGCCUUCGUCCACAUGGAGGCCGGCGGGGCGCCCAUAGACCAAUCGCUCGGGCCUGAGCUUUCCGCGCGUUUUCACAGCCUCUCCCCCGAGCUGCGCGAGCCCUGCGAGGACGCGGCGGCAGUCGCCAUCCAGGAGCACUUAGCUGGUCGGCGGGCUUUCGGGCCCAGUGCGAGGGCUUCUCGCGGGGGGGCCCCGAGUGGCACGGGCCGCAGAGUGGUCGCGCGCGGCGCCGCCGCGCCCGUGGAUCACGGCAGCGGCGCGAUGCCCGUGUUCGACGUGGGCGCGUUCGUCUCCGACAACGUCAUCUUCCAGGGCGCGCUGGUCGACAUGAAGACGCAAAAGGCCAAGGUCAAGAGGGGCGCCGGCGAGGUCAGGGCGGCGGCCGCGCGUCUGCAUCAGCAGUCGGGCGCCGAAUCGCCAGGGCUUGGGCGAGACUGGAGUCUGGCGGCGGGGGGCGCGCCCGCCUCCCCCGCGGCUGGCUUGGCGGUGCAGCGGCGCAUGGUCCCUUCGCUGCAGUGCACGAGGACGCCGUCAUCAAUCCUUGCCGAGGCCUUGCGGGCCUUGGACAUUAGCUCCAUCGAGCGGGAGGCCAACGAGUGGGCGAAGCUUCGCAAGCACACCGCCGAGGCGGAAUGCCCCGUGCUGGGCGCGCCCACCAGGCCGCGUCGCAUGUGCUGGGAGGCGGGUUAUUGCAUUUGCAGUGGCCCAAGGUCCCACGCCCAGCUGCAGGUUGUUUGGCGCGUCCUGUCACGCACCUUGGGUGAGAAGGUGCUCCUCGCGAAGCUGGGCGAUGGCGCGCUGGUGCUCAGGUUCGCGCGCGCGGGCGCCCCAGCGGCCCAUGGCCCAGCGCCGAGUUCAGACGCUGCCCCUGGGUCUGCUCUCGCCCCAUCAGGUCAUGCCGAAGGAGCUGAGAGGCUGUACCACGUCGUCCUUCACUAUGGGAAACCCUGGAGGCCGACGUUUACCCGCAUGCGCUUGGAGCCGCUGGAGGACCGCUACGGAUUGAAUGGCGUCGCUCCCGAGUUCGUCGGCGCAGGCGAUGGCGGUCGCUGCAUGCGUGACUUGACUGUGUUCCAGGUCGUCCGCCAGUGCUUCGAUACGGCGUGGAUCAAGCAGCCGAUCAACAUUCGGGUGCAAGAAUUGGUCGCAGACAGCCGCAGGGCUGCAGUGUGCCAGCCGUGGCGGCAGCGAAUCCUGGACGCGCCGCCCUUGGAGUCAGACGUCUGGGAGUUGAGGCCGCCGCCGCCCAAGCCAAGGAAGCGGAUGGCAGUGCCUGGUGGCGAAGUCAGCUACUAUGCCAGCGGCCGGCGCUUCACUUCCGA